AGCAUCCUUUGGGGCACAUCUGCCCUGGCUAGGAGGUGUUUUAGGCGCCGCGUUCGGCGCUGUCACUGGGAGCAGACGGAGCGGCUCUGCACGGCGGAGAAAGGGUGGAGCCAGGCUCGCUCGGAUCCAGCGUUCGUGGGCAGGACAAGGCAGUGAUUAGAAGCCACAAACAAUAUCUGCGACUCCUCCAGCCUCUGGAAACCAUGCGUAAGAUCCCACUGGUGGAAAACUUGCUCCUUCUACCUGGGCAGCUGCCGGCGGGCUGCUCCUCUUGAUCUCGCAUCCAGCGUGCGAAGCAGGGGGAGAGACUUCCCCGAGUCCCACCCCCGGCCGGACUCUGCCCUGCCGCUGUGCCCGGAGCUGCUGGAUGAGCAGCGGUGCCCGCGGGGGUGGCACGGCCCCCCAGCCCUGCCCUGCAGCAUGCAGUGCAUCCGCAGGCAGCCCAAGCGCACCGCGUCCCAGGAGAACGUGCUGCUGGAGCAGAGCCGCCGGGUGGCCGCGCUGAAUGGCAUCAGGCUGGGCCUGAAAGAUGACAAGGACCUGAAGUUCCUCCUGAAGGGCAGCCACCUGCUGAAAGUGAAGUCAAGCUCCUGGAGAAAGGAGCGGUUCUAUAAGCUCCAGGAGGACUGCAAAACCAUAUGGCAGGAGUCAAAGAAGGUGCUGAGAUCCCCAGAGUCACAGAUCUUCUCCAUUGAAGAUAUCCGGGAUGUGAGGUCAGGCCAUAAAACAGAAGGGAUGGAAAAAUACGCCAAGGAUGUCCCGGAGUAUCGCUGCUUUUCCAUCAUCUUCAAAGACCAGAGGAAAAACCUGGACCUCAUUGCGAGCUCAGAGGAUGAUGCCAACCACUGGAUCACCGGCCUUGGGAAAAUCAUAGCCCACAGCAACUCCAUGAACCAGAAACAGAAACUCCAACACUGGAUUCACACCUGCCUGCGGAAAGCUGACAAAAACAAAGACAACAAGAUGAGCCUGAAAGAGCUCAAAGACUUCCUGAAAGAAGUGAACAUUGAAGUCGAUGACUACCAUGCCAAGAAGAUUUUCCAGCACUGUGACAAGUCCAAAACAGAGGCUCUGGAGGAUGAUGAGAUAGAGGAAUUUUACAAGAUACUGACAGAGAGGAAGGAAAUAGACAGCAUCUUCCAAGUGUACUCGGACCCUGAAGGGUUCAUGUCCUGCCAGAACCUGGUGAGGUUUCUCUAUGAGAUCCAGCAGGAAGAAGAUGCUGUUGUUGCUGCCCCUGCCUUAAUUCAGAGAUAUGAGCCAAAUGAAAGAGCCAAGAGGGGCAAUGCCAUGACCAAGGAUGGUUUCCUGAUGUACCUGCUGUCAGACGAGGGGAACAUCUUCAACCCCUCCCACCGGAGAGUUUACCAGGACAUGAGCCAGCCUCUCAGCCACUACCUGGUGUCAUCCUCACACAACACCUAUCUGAUGGAAGACCAGAUCACAGGGCCAAGCAGCACAGAGGCCUAUAUCAGAGCCCUGACCAAAGGCUGUCGCUGUGUGGAGCUGGAUUGCUGGGACGGCCCCAACUCAGAGCCCGUCAUUUAUCACGGCUACACCCUCACCUCCAAGAUCCUCUUCAGUGAUGUCAUUAAGGCCAUCAAGAACUAUGCAUUCAAAACCUCACCUUACCCUGUCAUCCUCUCCCUGGAGAACCACUGCAGCGUGGAGCAGCAGAAGGUCAUGGCCCAGCACAUGACCACCAUCCUGCAGGACAUGCUCUUGGUUGUCCCAGUGGACGGAAACAAAUCCCAGUUCCCCUCCCCAGAGCAACUGAAAGGGAAGAUCCUGGUGAAAGGCAAGAAGCUGAGCAGGCAGGAGGACCCCAUCAAUGGCAACAACAACCUGGAGGCUGAGGAUGUCUCUGAUGAAGAUGAAGCAGCUGAAAUUGAAGAUGAAUCUGUGAAGACCAAGGUAGAGCAGAAGGGGAAGAGUGACACCUUGAAGCUGGCCAAGGAGCUGUCAGACAUAGUUGUCUACUGCAAGAGUGUCCACUUUGAAGGCUUUGAUGACCCCAACCACCCUCGGGCUUUCUACGAGAUGUCAUCGUUCUCGGAGAGCAAAGCUCUGAAACUGGCCCAGGAGUCUGGAACCAGUUUUAUCCAUCACAACAUCAGGCACCUGAGCCGUAUCUAUCCUGCAGGCUGGAGGACAGAUUCUUCCAACUACAGCCCCGUGGACUUGUGGAAUGUUGGCUGCCAGAUUGUUGCCCUAAAUUUCCAGACAGCAGGCACAGAAAUGGAUGUGUACCAGGGUCGGUUCCAGGACAAUGGGUUUUCUGGGUAUGUCUUAAAGCCAGAAUUCCUCCGGGAUGAACAAACCCAAUUCAAUCCAAAAUCCAUCACAGAAGGAACAUGGGGGACAAAGAAGAAGCUCCUGCUUAAAAUAAUCUCUGGUCAGCAGCUGCCAAAGGUGAACAAGAGCAAGAACUCCAUUGUGGAUCCCAAGGUGACGAUAGAGAUCCACGGAGUCCAGCAGGACAACAACAAGAAGCAGACCAAAGUCGUCGAGAACAAUGGCUUCAACCCAAACUGGAAUGAAGAGUUUACGUUUGACAUAGAGGUCCCUGCACUUGCCCUGGUCCGGUUUGUGGUGGAAGACUUUGACAUGUCGACCAAGAAUGACUUCAUCGGGCAGUACACCCUUCCCUUCACGAGUCUGAAGCAAGGUUAUCGCCACAUCCACCUCCUGACCAAGAAUGGAGACCCCUACUCCUCCUCCACCCUCUUUGUCUACAUCAGUAUCCAGGACAGUGAUUAGCAGCUGCUGCUCCAGGCCACAGUGAGCCUCCUUACAGAGCUGGAAGGAAUUCAGAGUGUGACCAGAGCCAGGGUCAGUCCCCAGCACCUUCCCUGGAGCAGCACCCCGAUGUGAGACAGCCAUCCACCUUCUCCUGCUGCCUGCUGGAACCAUCCUAAUGCUGCUCUUGAGAUUUUGUACCUGUUCUACCAAUCCAGCUGUGGUUUUAGUUCACUUUAUUUCGAUUUUUUAUUAUUAAUGUUGCUUUUAGCGAGAGGAUAGGGACUCCUUUUUUAGUGAAGCACAGCUCUUGGGUUGGGCUCGGUCAGGCAUCUGGGCAAAGCACCCACCGUGUGUGCAAGGAAAGGUCUCCCUCAGCACUGCAAUCAGUGGCCAGGUGACUCCUUGCAGCUGCAGGUGUCAGCCAUCCUUCACCACGUGGAGUCCAGAAUGGGGCCACCAUUCCCCUCCUUUCUGUUACAGAUUAAAGAAGAAAGCUGCACUACAAAGCCCCGUCUUAUGUAACCCGAGUUUCCUUUUGUGUUGUAAUAAAAAAUACAUGAGCCCUACUCUGCCUGUGUGCCUGGCUCUCAGCCAGCCCACUUUGCAUUCAAAGCCAGGCUCUCAUCCUGUGAAGGAGAAAGAAGCUGCUGAACAGCAGAUUUCCCUCUGACCCAAAGUGAAACCCACUCAAAGGGACCUCAGAGAAGGUCUUUUGCCAAAGACAGUGAAAACAUGCUCAACAACUGCC
Molecule: messenger RNA, 3490 nt
Organism: Ficedula albicollis (Collared flycatcher)
Lineage: Eukaryota; Metazoa; Chordata; Aves; Passeriformes; Muscicapidae
Gene: PLCD1
Product: phospholipase C delta 1
Exons: 15
Coding region: 421-2760 (779 amino acids)
Biological process (GO): phosphatidylinositol-mediated signaling; lipid metabolic process
Molecular function (GO): calcium ion binding; phosphatidylinositol-4,5-bisphosphate phospholipase C activity
Source: RefSeq, a predicted model, not a curated record